AUGGAAGAUAUUGAUUCAAAGUUUGACAAAGCCGCCCAAGCUGUUAGAGACAAUGAAGAUAAAGCCAGAGCUGCCAAGCAAGAAGACAUGCUCGACAUCUACGGAUGCUUCAAGGUAGCUAGCGUCGGAAAGUGUGACACUUCCAGACCAGGAGGCCUCUUCAAUCAAAAAGAGAAAGCAAAGUGGGAUGCUUGGGACAAGUGGUCAAAGAUGGAAGAAUUUGCUGAUGAUCAGACCAAGGCUAAGGAGAAGUACUGCGAACUCGUAGCUGCCAUCGUGCCAGAGUCCGAUUGGUAAACUAUGUAUUUGGCCUAAGAGAAAUUG
This is a messenger RNA of Moneuplotes crassus, 324 nucleotides long. The record is from the annotation of a GenBank genome assembly. NCBI's taxonomy places the organism in Eukaryota, Ciliophora, Spirotrichea, Euplotida, Euplotidae.